Molecule: messenger RNA, 1296 nt
Organism: Rotaria socialis
Lineage: Eukaryota; Metazoa; Rotifera; Eurotatoria; Philodinida; Philodinidae
Source: the annotation of a GenBank genome assembly
AUGGUUUUCAUAACUACUAUUCGCCAUGCGAUUCAGCAACGUUCACGAAUGUUUCUUCCAACACCAAUUCAUCUUCCAAGAGAAAGUCGUUCUAAAAGUCAACCAUUAUUACAAGACGCAGCUAUCAUACAUAGUGUAGAACAUGGCUUUCCACAAUUGUUACCAACAGGUUUUCGUGUUUUAACUAAAUUAAAAAGUUUAAUUCGAAAUGAAAUGAAUAAUGUUGGCGGGCAAGAAUUAUGUCUUUCAGCAGUGGGACGAAAAACGAUUUGGGAAAUAAGUGACCGAUGGAAUUUAAUGCAUGAAGAAUUAUUUAAAUUUAAAGAUCAUGACGAAGAAUAUUGUCUAAGUCCAACUCAUGAAGAAGCAAUCACUAAACUUGUUUCAUCUGUGUGUAAAUCCCUUCCACGAAGUAAUUAUCCAUUACUUGUUUAUCAGAUUACAUGGAAAUAUCGUAAUGAACGGAAUUAUCGCCACGGUCUUCUUCGAACCAAAGAAUUUCUUAUGAAAGAUCUGUAUAGCUUCCAUAGAGAUGAAGAAUGUGCACGUGUUGUGUAUGAUCAAGUUUGUGAUGCAUAUGAACGAAUAUUUAAAAAAUUAGAACUCAAUUGUUUUAAAGUACCAGCUGAUAGUGGUUUGAUGGGUGGCUCCUUAAAUCACGAAUUUCUAGCAGUAUCACCCGUUGGCGAAGAUACAUUACUUGUUUGUCCAGAAUGUAAUCGUGGAUCUUUAAAAAAUAAAGCUCAAUGUGAGCAUACGCAAAAAAUUGAACAGCGUGCCAUUGAAAUUGGACAUUGUUUUCUUCUUGGUGAUCGUUACACAAAAGCAUUUAAUGCCAUUGAGGGAUCGUCAGAUAUUGCCGUUGACAAAAAACCUUUAGUGAUGGGCUGUUAUGGUAUUGGUGUAACACGUUUAAUGGCAGCAACAGUUGAAAUACUUACACCAAAGGACUCUGAUGAUAUACAUUGGCCACGACGAAUUGUUCCUUAUCAAGUUGCUAUUUUACCACCGAAAAAAGGUAGUCCUGAAGAAGCCAAUGGUAAUGAGAAAACUCUUGGUCGCUUGUUAAAUCUCAGUAAUACGGAAUGGUUUGUUGAUGAUCGUACUGAAUUGACAAUUGGUUAUCGAUUAAAAGAUUGUCAAAAAAUGGGUAUUCCUAUUGUUAUAGCAUUUGGAAAACGAGCUACUAAACAAAAUUUAUGUGAAAUUAUCGAUGUAUACAAUAAUCGAACAGAAUAUUUAGACUAUGAAGAUACAUUAAAGUUCAUUCAAGAUUAUUAUUCAGCUUUUUGUUAG